UGCUUCGUUUGUUGCGUGUGUGGAGAGUUACUCGUCGAUCUCAUAUAUUUCUACAAAAAUGGAAAAUUGUAUUGCGGCCGACACCACGCCGAAAGUCUAAAACCCAGAUGUGCAGCGUGCGACGAGAUCAUUUUUGCCGACGAAUGCACCGAAGCGGAAGGAAGAGCGUGGCACAUGAAGCACUUCUGUUGUUUCGAGUGCGAUCGACAGUUAGGGGGACAGAGAUACAUUAUGAAAGAAGGUCGUCCCUACUGUCUGCAUUGCUUCGAUGCCAUGUUCGCCGAAUAUUGUGACACGUGCGGAGAACCGAUCGGUGUCGAUCAGGGACAGAUGACCCACGAAGGACAACACUGGCACGCGACCGAAUCCUGUUUUCGAUGUCAUUCGUGUCACGUGUCUCUAUUAGGAUGUCCCUUCCUGCCUCGACGAGGUCUCAUCUAUUGUUCUCUACAGUGUAGUAAAGGAGAACAGAAGAAUGCGUGUAAACAAAAUUCGGCCAUUCAGACGACAGAAACGCCGAGUCCCCUAUCGAGUCACAGAACUACUCCUUCUCUCCCUCAUCCCGACUGUAUAUCGGAUAGAUCGCGCGAUUCUACAGCAGGAGAAACGACCGUCUUGAUGUCUGGACGUAGUCGUGAUCCAAUCGCAUUUUCUGAUCUAACUCUAGAUACUCUGAUUGCCAAUUCUCAAGUAUUCGUGGAAGUUGUGCAAGAGAUACAACAUCGUCAACAGAAACUCCAACAUCGAAUGUCCGGUGCCCACUUUUCCAUGCCAGAUCUGACUCGUGACGCUUCGACCAACGGCACCCCACCACCCACGCCGCCCUCGUCACGUGGUGGAAGCGAAUUAUUACCACCUACUUCAUCCGAGGCGUACAGACAUCCGAACGCAAACGGUGCUAGAUCGCGCCAUACCAGUUGCAGAGCAGAACAUAGCGAUACCACUUCGAGUACGCCGAGCGAUGGUACCCUUCCGCUAGAUUCUAGCCCGAAUAACUGUGUACAGAAGAACCAAAGUAUCCAACAGGGGUUACCACGAUCUCGUAGUUACGGCGGACAACCGACCAUACCCGAAAACGAGAUAACAUCGGAAAGAGACUCGGCACUAGAAAAUGCCGUUGUAGAUAAGUUCUUGAAGAAUCAAGGAAGUAGACUAGUUGAUGAAGAUCGAUGUAGCACGUGUUCUAGCUCAAGUUCAGACGAUUAUCCUUACCAGCUUCCACCACGAAGAGCUUACGGAGGGGUGAGAAUAUCAUAUGUCAGCAACGACGCUCUAGCAGUAGCGAAACAGAGAACCCGAACGAUGCCAGCAUGUUUGGGAACAGGAAGACAUCGCAAGAAACACCACAACAAAAAUUGCAUCAUCUCUUAAACUAUGCAAUAUAAAACAAAAUCUUGCAAAAAAGUCAUCGAAUCGAUUGCCAAUCAUUUUAUUAUUUCAGAUAACGUCUUCCCAUCGUCAUCGUCAUCAUCGUCAUCAAUCAAAGUCUUUAAUUUUUGUUAGAAUUUUUGAUUCCAUCAAUCAAAAACAUGAGCUUAAAUGGUUUGUAAGAAAGAGCAGUAUAGGCCUAUAUACAAAUAUAAUUUUUUGAAACGGUAUGCACAGAAAGAAAUCUUUAUAUUGAUCUUAUACAAAAUGAAAAAUAAAUAUUUGUUCCUAUUUUAGUCAAAAUUCCUUGGAAUUUUGAUGAAAUUCAGCAGGAAGUUUGCUGCAAAAUUUAUUGUUACCAAUGAAUUUCAAAAAAGAAAUGUCCAUUACUCUAUGCAUCCAUAGUUUUUCAAUUGAAACUAAUUUAUUAAAUGACAUAGUUUCUUAUGAAUUUCUUACGAGGUGUAAAAU
Molecule: messenger RNA, 1839 nt
Organism: Centruroides sculpturatus (bark scorpion)
Lineage: Eukaryota; Metazoa; Arthropoda; Arachnida; Scorpiones; Buthidae
Product: protein prickle-like
Exons: 3
Source: RefSeq, a predicted model, not a curated record